ACCGGCCGAUAUUACGGCCGAAGAAGUGAACGCGUGUAGCUUACCGGUUUCUGGGGAUCGUAGAGAAGAAACAAGGAUCGCAAGAAAACUCGGCAGCACUCGACAGUGUUGUCCAGAGAAGCGUUGCGUGAGCACGUGGGUCGCGCGGUAAAAAAAAAAAAACAACACGCUCUCGCAAUAAAUCUUAACAAGAAAUUGUUCUCUUCGCGCCUCCGUUUCCAGAACAGGCGCUUUUGCUUGACGCGAAGAAGAGAAGAGAACACGAUCGUGUCUCGUUUUCUUCUUUUUAUCUCCCUUGAAGACUCGGUCAACCGGUUGGACGACCGCGGCAAAAAGACCGCGUCUAUGAAAUUUUUAAGACGUCGCAUUAACCGGUAAUUGCGGGAAACGCGCAAGUUUUAGAGACUCACUUUAACGCAAGUUCGGCGUAAUCAGACAAAACGAGCGGGUGCAAACUCUACUCGGAUCUCAACUUCGCAGAUCUCAAUUUUUCAUAGAUCGCCUGUGCUCGCGAUGGGUUCGAAAGACGUGUGGGAUUAUUAUCAGAACGGACCCAGCACGUGGGUGACAAAAUUCCCGAUGGCUGCCGGCUCGAGACAGAGUCCGGUAAACAUCGAGACCAGACGAGCGGAAUCCGAUCACGAGGCUCUGAGCAGCAAACCAUUGCGUUGGAAAUAUCCGGCCACGGCUUCGCGGAAGUUGGUUAAUCCAGGUUAUUGUUGGCGAGUGGAUACCGAUGGCGAAGGCACAUUUUUGAGCGGCGGACCAUUGAUGGACGAUGUUUACAAGCUAGAACAGUAUCACUGUCACUGGGGAUGCAGCGACUCCAGAGGGUCCGAACACACGGUAGACGGACAGGCCUUUGCCGGAGAGCUGCAUUUAGUGCACUGGAACACCACCAAGUACAAGACUUUCGCCGAAGCGGCGAAAGCCUCCGAUGGUCUGGCCGUUUUGGGAGUUUUCCUCAAGGUCGGCAAGACACACGAAGAAAUGGACAAGAUCGCACGCCUUCUGCCGUACGUCUCGCACAAGGACGAAGUCGUCGAAAUUACGGAACCAAUCGACCCUAGCAAACUCCUUCCUGACGAUAACGGGUACUGGACGUACUUGGGUUCGUUGACGACUCCGCCGUGCAAUGAGAGCGUCACUUGGAUACUUUUCAAAAAAUACAUCGAGGUGUCUCAUCAUCAAUUGAACAUUUUCCGCAAUCUGCGAAAGUUUCCACGUGGUGAAGAGUGCCCUUGCCAUGAGAAUCACGGAGCGGUAAUCAACAACUUCCGCCCACCGAUGCCACUAGGAAAUCGCGUCUUGCGGGAGUGCGGUAGCUUCUAAGAGCCGUCUAUCCACCUGGAAAAUGAGAAGGAAUGUAGAAGAAACAAGAGAGAGAGAGAGAGAGUGGGAGAGAAACAUAGACGAUUCAAUCUCCGUUCCUCGUAUUUACGAAUCGUUGACCUCAAAGCGACAGCUACACGAUGCAGUUGCGAACGCACGACAGCCGUUCAAUGUGCCUUUUGACUGUAAUACCGAACACUCGCGCGUUGUACGCCACGAAGCUCGCUGGUUAGUUGUUUUUCUCGCAAUCAAAGAUUCUGUCACGUGUAAUCCGUUCUAUUGUCGUUGGAGGAAACGCGUAUAUUCGCAGCGAGCAAAAAGUUUUCUACUACUCUGCGUAGGAAACGCGAAAUGUUAGAAAUAUUUGAUGAUGGCUUUAGCUUCCGAGCAACGAAUUUGCUGUUGUUUCUAUUUUAUUGUUUUUAUCUUCGAUUGUACGAUAAGCUACUGAUAUUAGAAUGUACCCCAGCCUCAAUUUUAACGAACGUAUCUCGAAAUGACACAUGACUUUGUCUGAGAAUAACACUGUAAAAAUUACUUUUAAAAAUAUGAAGUGUCGGAUAUCUAUAGUCGGUGUCUUUAUCUAUAGUUGAAUUAAUCGCGAUAUUAAUUUUAAAUUUCGAGAUACUUGAAUAGAUACUGACUAUAAAUAAAUUUAAAAUAAAUUUACUUCUUAUUUUAUAUACGACGCAACGACAGGUAAUUAUUGAACUGUUCCUCUGGCACUUUGAGAGAUGCUUCGCCGCGUCGUUGAUUGACAGUCUCGUGUAAGAAUAUUCGUCGAAUAUAUAGUGUCGUGUUCUUGAAACAGACGAAAUAGUGAACGUUUAAUUUUAGUUUUUCACUUAUACGCGAAUAAUUGUUCAUCAAGUGAUCUAUUGGAACACGAAGAGUUUCUUUUAAAAUCCUCAUUAAAUGAGUUUCAUCGAGUGAAUCUAUAAAUAUAUCCUUCUGUAUCUUUUUUUCUACAAAACAAGUGCGUUAAAGGACACUCUGUGUAGCAUCUACCAAGCGUGCGCUUCGUUUCAAUUCAAGUGCAAUUACGAAUGAAACGUAGAUAUAACUUUAACAGCGUCCGCUUUGCGCGCCUAGGGAAUGUCGCUUUCUCGUUAAUUAGAAACUGCUACUUACAAUAACAACGCCGAUUACACAAACGAAGUAUGUGCCUGUGCGCGUAGACGCGCGCUAUUUUGCUAUCUGAAAUAAAACGAAACAUAAAUAUAUAUGAUGCGUCUCACUUGUGCCUGCCGUAUAAGAAAAAGAUACUGCAAUAUCAACAAAAUGUGUUUAAUGUGCAAUUUGAUGUGCAGUUUGUUUUUUAUGACUCAAGCCUAUAAAAGUUACAAUAACAUGAUUUAUUUCGAGUGACGAGAGUAUUUGAUCGAUACCAUUCAGUCGCGUGUAGUUGGAUCAAGAUUUUUUUAUUCACUUUGAUUUUUUUUUCAUUAUAUACAGAGAUAGAUUGACGAAGUGAUGACAAAAUGUAAUUUUUUAAAAUGAAAUAAAAGACUUUUCUUGCACAUAUAAAGAAAUUUUGUAAUUUGAGCUGUGCAGUACACAGAAGGAUUUCUAUCGGAUCGAUCCGUCCUCGAGACAUCGACAUCACCCAUGUUCAUCGACAUAAACUCUGUUCGUUUCCGUAACAUGCAAUAUCGCGUUAAGUGCUACAGGUGCAAUGAUCUUUAUCUACUAUGUAUCUAUCUAAGAGAAAUAGGAUGUUUAUAAUAUCGUAUUUAUAAGUCGUGUGUACGCCACUGUUGACGCUCGAGAAAUGUAUCGAAAUUCGAUAUGCACCACACUGCGUAAAAUUUAUAAAUACGCGCGAAAUUCGCGUCCAUUAAUAAGUAAGGCGUUUGUUGCCGUUGCCAUUGUGACAUUUAUCGCGGAUGUGCGACUAUAUUAAAAGAUCUAUUACUGACAUCGAACUAUAUUUUGAGAGAAUACACGUAUUUUUUAUACUAUCAAGUUUUUGAAAAAGUUGAUCCACAGUGUCAACUUGCGCAUGAAAACAAAAAUGUAUUUUUUGAUAAACUUUCAAUUUGUUUUUUACGCCAAAGGAAAAUAAUUCAAGUUGGCUACGCAACUUUCCCUCGAGCGUCAACAGUUUUUUUAAUAUAAAAUCGAUAUCUCACUUUGUGCCAUACGAUGGCGAAUUUUACGUAAAUUAAUAAUGUGUUAUUUUGCGAUGUGUAUCUUGGAUAUGUAUAUUACCUUAGACGCUAAUCACUUUUGACACGUUAUCAUUGAAUAUAUUUAGAACUACUCUGCUGUUCGCUAAAGUGUAAAAUAACUUUACGUUGUUACGAUAUAUUUUUGUCAUUGUUUGAUUCUUGCGUUAACAUACGUAUGUAUAAGUAUAUCUUAAUACACUAAUACAUACACUAAUGUAGCGAAUCUAAUUAUUAUGAAAAUGUGAAAUAAUGUGAUGUGUAUUUGUAUAUCGUAGUUUGGACUGUGAUAGAUAGAAAAAAAGAAAAAAUAAAGAACCGCUCCACUUGUUCUUACACGCGGAGAAUAUGUGUGCA
Pseudomyrmex gracilis is the source of this 3857-nucleotide messenger RNA. RefSeq names its product carbonic anhydrase 2 (gene CAH1). The record is from RefSeq and is a predicted model, not a curated record. Bases 514 to 1332 code for a protein of 272 amino acids. Gene Ontology annotation, molecular function: zinc ion binding; carbonate dehydratase activity. Lineage: Eukaryota; Metazoa; Arthropoda; Insecta; Hymenoptera; Formicidae. Gene Ontology annotation, cellular component: cytoplasm. The transcript has 7 exons.